This is a messenger RNA of Varroa destructor (honeybee mite), 1187 nucleotides long. RefSeq names its product protein N-lysine methyltransferase METTL21D-like. The record is from RefSeq and is a predicted model, not a curated record. Lineage: Eukaryota; Metazoa; Arthropoda; Arachnida; Mesostigmata; Varroidae.
GGAGAGAAGGUCGCUCAGAGUUCCCAUAGGAACGAAUAUUUUGAGCCGAGAAGCGCUUAACCAAAACGACGCUACUGUGAGGGCUGACUAUCGGAAGGAAGGAAACAUUUAUCGUAUACAUAAUGCACAGCUGGACACGAAGGUUGUUGUGCAAAGUAACCUAUUGCUAAACGUACAUGCAUGUCGUGGUAUUUAUACUUGGCACGAAUGCUGUUUACAGAUAGAGUGAAGGGUGGGGCAUUGAUUUCAACGGGGUUGACCAUAUUAUCCGUGUACUCGUUCCUGAUCUUCGCUGUGCCAUUCUUCGAACAAAAUCACCCAUUACGUUCUUAUGUUCCCGGGCCGUUGUAUCUCUUCGGUAUUCCCGCGCUCAUCUUCAGCUUUAGCUUUGUAUACGCGACUUUCUUCGUCGGUUACUGUCUGAACAGGGGUGAGACACCGUUUUAACCGUUAGCAAUGGUGGAUCAGAAAAAUAGAGUGGAGGCUACGUUAGAGACGUUUACUCGUGAGGUUCGACUGGACCACCUGAAAAGGCCGCUCAUCAUCAGUCAGCAGUCACCGAGUGACGUCGGUGGCGUCGUCUGGGAUGGUGCGCUCGUUCUAGCAAACUUCAUCUCUAAGUUUAAGGAAGAUUUUAUGCGUGAUGUGACGGUCGUAGAGUUGGGAACGGGCACGGGGCUCGUUGGCCUGACAUGCGCCACGUUUCCAGCUAAGAAGGUGAUUCUUACCGAUUUUGCCAAAUUUAAGGAACUUGUUGAGAAGAAUAUCAAUGAAAAUAGAGAGUUACUACGUGCCCCAUGCCAGUUUGCAACACUUGACUGGAAUCACCCAGAGGAACUAGUCCUAGAUGAAAAGCCAAAGGUGGUAAUUGCAUCUGAGUGCAUCUAUUACGGUGACGCUAUUCAGCCUCUCGUUAACACGUUAAAUUAUAUCAGUGGACCAAAUACUAGAAUUUUCAUCUCGUUUGAGUUUCGGCCGCAGAAAACACACGUCGACGCAAUGAAGGAGUUUCUGUCAUUGUGUAGAAAAAAAUUUGUUGUCAAAGAGGUUCCGCUUGAGGAACAACAUGAAGAUUAUCGCAGUGAUGAUAUUAAGAUACUUUUACUAACAAAGAUAUGUAGUGAUUGAUUCAAUUAAUAAUAAUUUACUGGAAUGCUUUUUGUAAUGAAUAAACCUUUAUUUGGAUA